This is a messenger RNA of Penicilliopsis zonata CBS 506.65, 1655 nucleotides long. RefSeq lists its product as hypothetical. The coding region runs from base 266 to 1486 and encodes 406 amino acids. The record is from RefSeq and is a predicted model, not a curated record. The transcript has 2 exons. Lineage: Eukaryota; Fungi; Ascomycota; Eurotiomycetes; Eurotiales; Aspergillaceae.
UCUGUUAUAACUACCUAGUGGUACCUAGUGUUAAGUAUAGUAGACUUUUCUUCCUUCCAGUGAGCCUCGUCUCAGCCUCGCCUCGUGGAUGCGCCCAGCCUCCGCCAUCGCCACAUCGCAACGCCCGUCCGGUUUUCAACACGGCCAUCUCUCAGGCCAGCAAUGAAGGGGUAGUAGUUUAAUUAUAUACAGGCCCCUUCCCUCUGAUACUGAAUCCCGAAAUUUCUGAAACGCAGCAAUUUUUGCCUUAAAUCUACGACUCAGCAUGUCUGGAGCAGGGAUCUUGAUUGUUUCAACCUACGUAGCGGCGAUCAUCUCGUGCUACGAAGAAGGCAGCAAGGUACUAUCCGCAAUGCAAGACAAGCAGAAAGCAGACCUCGCAGAAUCUCUUGCCCUGGGCCCGCCCAUUAUCCAAGCACAGUAUGAUAGCCAUCUCCGCAGGUUCGGCGAUGCGUACGCCCUGGGCGAUCGGAUCGCGCGUGAGGAGAUGAAGGACGUCUUGAUGGUUCUGCAGAUGACUUUCCUCGCGAACCUGCGCGUGGAAGGUAGCACUCAUCUUGUCCGCGGUUUCGCCGAGCAGAGCAGUAACCGGAAUCAUGAAGUCGAUUUUGAUUUUGCUGCACUGCAGGUUAUCGCGGACGACACUCGAGUCAGAAUGGUGAUGGCGCUGUGUCAGUUGUACCAGCGUUUGGCGACUUUCUCGGGCCAGGCAUCUCGAGAUCGUAUGGUCUUGCCUAUUGAGGACGAGAAGGAAUCAUCCAAGUCCGGGUUUUCACUUCGGAGCGCCAUAUUCGGCAGGAAAUCUCGCUCUAUCCGAUGUAACGAGAGAUCCAGCGAGAAACAGCAGUACCCGUCCUCCCAUCGGACUUCGAGUAGUUGUUCAUCAGUUAGAAGGGGUGGUGCUAGCCUGACUAUCCCGUUGCAUACGGCCCUCCCCAGCGAGGAAAACAACUAUGCCGGUUUCUGCAAGGGCGCAGGGAAGCUCCAGCUGGGCGUGAAGAAAGCGUUUUCUAUAUGUUCCCGGCCGACGGGGAUGUAUACUUACGAGUGGUUCUGGCGCUGUUCGAAAUGCAGUUUUGAAGGCCCCCUUCAGAGAUCACCGGGUCGAUCCUCAUCAUCGUCUGUAUUGUAUACAUUCAAUACGGAGGUGCGGGUGCAUGAAGCCACGGGCAUCCAGUAUCGAUGGGCCUUUCUUGCCAAAUCGCAUGUCGCGAUCAAGACAGUCUUCACGGGCACGGAAACAGAUCACAUGCAAGGUGCGUUUGGGUGUCUCUUUUGCUGCGUCGAACGGAGGAGUGCCACACCGGUAUUUGGCAAUCUCAAUGCCUUCAUGCAUCAUCUCGCGGCCCACAGGGAGGGGUCCAUCUCCGGAGUGACCGAGACGAUACACGAUCGGAUACGCUGCGUGAGUAGGAGGGUGGCGGCCAAAUCGGAGAAUUUUGAUGUCAAUAUUCCGCCUGGGAUUGCAGAGAGAGGUGUUAUCUAGGUAGUUAGUUGGAUGCAGCAUUCGAAAGCUGAUUAGGAACUUGAUGAAUCGAAACUUCAUAUUCUUGAUUCUGUCAGAUAAUUACAGGGUGAAUUCCAGCCGGUUCCCAGCAUAGUCUCGUGCGAAAAAGCGCGUCGGAUACUCGACUCCCUGAAACCCUAUUCAAAUC